AACAUAUAUAUUCAUCAGUUACACACUUGCGCUCGUGGUGAGUGGAUCUGUUGUGAGGUUGGGCUUGAAUCUCCCAGACUGGUUGUUCAGUGCUAAAGUGUACAAACCUCAGGAGUGAAUGAUUAUCCUGGAAUAUGGUGGAUGUUCUUGUAUCUACAAAGAUUUCUCAUAUAGCAAGCAUGGCACCGCAGUCUAGCAGUGUUACCCCUGCAGUGUUUUGCGAGAAAACUGCCGCAGCUACCACCACUUGCAAAAUGUGCUCAAAGUGUGGACCUAUAACUACUACCACAAGUAAACCUACUGUGCCUACUGCUUCCCCCACAUCUAACUCCUCAAGAGUCUUAGUCCCGCUUCCCGCCAGAGGGAGCGGUCGCCCCCUGGACGAGACGUAUCGUGUUGGCACCGUCCUAGGUAAAGGCGGCUUCGGUACAGUGUAUUCCGGCUGGCGGGUUCGAGACGGCGCCCCUGUCGCUAUUAAGCAGGUCGCCAAGGCCAAGAUCACAGCUUGGGAGAUGGUUGGAGGUCGCCGUGCUCCCAGAGAGGUGGCGCUGUUGCUAAGGGUGACCCACGUACCCAACGUUGUCAAACUACUCGACUGGAUAGAGAGAGAUGACUCCUUUCUCCUGGUGUUUGAGCGGCCGGAGCCGUGCAAGGACCUCUUUGAUUACAUCACAGAGCGCAAGGUCAUACCAGAGACGGAGGCCCGCUCCCUCUUCAAGCAGGUUGUGGAUAUUGUACGUGACUGCCACGCUGCGGGCGUCAUCCACAGGGACAUCAAAGAUGAGAACCUGCUUGUGACUUAUGACUCCAAGGGCCGGGCGGUGCUCAAGCUCAUAGAUUUUGGUUCUGGUGCCCUCCUGUCAGACAAGAGCUACACUGACUUCGACGGGACGCGGGUGUACUCACCGCCUGAGUGGAUCAGACACAACCAGUAUGAAGGUGUUCCAGCCACCGUCUGGUCACUGGGAAUCCUUCUUUACGACAUUGUCUGUGGUGACAUUCCCUUCGAGCACGAUGAGCAGAUCGUUGCGGCGCGAGUACAGUUCCGGACGACGGUGGACGAGGACUGUCAACACCUGGUGCGGUGGUGCUUGCGGGUGCGGCCCACUGAGCGACCAACGCUAGACAGCAUCUUGCAGCAUCCCUGGCUCAACAACACUCAACCGACCAGGAUUCGCCAUCCUGACCAAACCUCCCUUGAUAAGUGUUCCACCUCGUCCCAAGAGUCGCUUUGAUGGCGGCCCCCUCUAGUGGUGCUCUAAGCUUUGCACCCACCCUCAUCUGUAGGCUGGCCCUCAACGCCCCUCCCUGAGUACCAGGAUGCCGCCCGCAUUGUGGAUCCGCUCACCUGAGAUGCGGGCGGCACCCUCCACCUGGGCAUAUGGGCGGCGCCACAUCGCAUCCCUCAUACCAAAGCUUGGUGAAGCCCGCUUCUCAUAGUGGGAUGCAAAUUGCGGCGGUGCCUGUGUACAGUCCCCCUCCCUCGCUGGCACCCUGGCGGUGCGUUGUCCUCGGCCGGGGGUACUGAGGAUCUCCGGCCGUAUUUAUGGUGCGGCCCGGCCCAGUACGGCUUGGGUCACACAACUAUUUAUUGUCUGUAACCUCGCCCAGGGCAUCGUGCCCCUGACCCACCUGCCGCUGACUCCAGCCCGACGCUGACACUGUGGCCAGUGAAGGUGUGGUGGUGGUGGUCAGCGGUGGAGCAGCAGUCAUGGUGGGCGGUGAUGUGGGUGUGGUCCCCGCCACCCCUCACGCCCACCACCCGCACUCGCAAUGCCAAACAAUGCAGUCUCGGCUAUCUUCUGAAAGAGCUUCAGGCUUGUAAACCAAAGGUUAUGUGUUACGAGUCCAACCUUGUAAAAAAUGUAAAGGACUUAAUUUAUUUUGGUGCUUGAAAAAAUAUGAGCGUGUACAAAGUGUACAUAUGUUCUCCCCUUGUACAGAAUUGAUCAUAAGCCAUUGCUCAAGUGUGUAAGUUCUGUAUAUCAAAAAGUCAUAAUUCUGACAAAAGUAAAUGUUUGUAGUACUAUUUGCUUGGACAUGUGAACCCCUGCGUCAGCUCCCCCACAACGAACAGCAUAUUCCAAAGAUGUCACUAAAUUCAUGUUAGGUUGUGGUUACCCAACUUACGGUUGUGGAUCGUCCAGCCUACGGUUGUGGUGCCCCUUCUAGCCUACGGUUCCUGCAGUCAAGGGAGAAGUUCAAGAAUUAGUUUUUUCACAAUUCCUUGAGAAUUAUGAUGUUGACUAGAAUAAUUUCCUUGUAUAUUUACAGAUUUGUUAAAGUUUUGAACUUUAUUCCUUGAGUGUGGUCCUUGGCAUCUAGAGGCAGAUAUAUGCCAAUUUUGUACAUUUUCUUUUCCGUAUUUUGGUUGCUAAUUAUUUUGAGAUGCAGAGUUAAACUUUAAAAAGAUUUUUAUUUCUAGAUAAAAUUUAUUCAUAAUUCUUAAUUUUUUCUUGUUGAAUAUAGAAUUUGAUUUAAAGAUGUGGCCAUACCUUCGUUUUCUAAAGUGAUAUUGUUGUAAACUAGUUUACCUUCAACAGAGUUUAAAUUUUUAUGAACCAAAAUGAUAUGAAAUUCACCAGGACGUCAAACCCGCUUGUGAGGAGCUAAUGGAUGGAACAGAUAGGCUACGCAGUUUCCCCCAAGUAGGGCUCUGUAAAUGAUCUCCUUUAAGUUGUACUUUGAUUGGCGCGCACUACUGCUCUUCGGUGUAUCUUCAGGAUAUACUAGCUACCACAACCAUUGCUAAUUAUGUUACACUUGUUGAGACAAAUGGAAAUAUUUUUGUGUACAGUAGAGAAAUUCAGCUCGUGGUGAAUUGGUAGUUUUUGUAAUAUCAUGUUUCCAACUUAAAAAAAAGCUUUUUUAUUUUGAGCUAUUAUUUUUUAGUACAAUUUUGGUGUCCUAAGAUGUAUUUGGAAUUUCCCCUGGAUGGUCUUAGACGCCCAGGCAUUGACUUAGAUAUUUAAGUCUUGUUUUGUAUGCGAAGUCCUGUGUCCUUUUGUCACCCGAUUGAUUGUGAAGUCUUGGAACACAGUUGAUCAUCAGGUUCCUGUUGUAACUUUAUACUCCUGUCACACAACGGCUGGGUUUCAACCCCCACCCGUUCUGCGAGAUGUUUAUAAUCGUGUUUUUACAAUUUUGCGAGUCGUUGAUAUCCCUCUGUUCUAUAGCCGUCUGAAGCUAUUCAGUUAUUUCAAUGUGUUGUAUAUAUGCAUAUAUGCAUGUAUACAAUGUGUAUGUAUAUAUAAUGUGGCGCUUCAGGCGAGAACUAAACUAGCAACAUUGGCAGAACCAGACACAUUUACUGUCAGUAUUGUUAUUUUUUCUAAUAGGAGCUAUAUGAUUGUUUUAAAUUUGCAGCCUGUGUUAACCACUCAGAUAGGCUUCAAUUUAAUGUAAAAUAAACAAACAUUCUAGUUUACCAAUGAUUGUUUAGUUCUUGCUUGGAGUUCUUCAUAUAUUGUAUAUAUGUACAUACACAGUAUUUUUAGCUUCCAUUUAUAAUGUACAUUCAGUGCAAUUGCGAUUUAUAAUUUUUCAUGAAUUUUUAAGUUUUAUAAAUGACAGGAAUAAGACUAGAUUUCCAGCUUCGUAUCCAAGACUUGACUCUUACGUUGCGUGUGCUUCAUAUGCUGUCAGCUUGGGGAGAUGAGACGGCUUCAGGAUUGUCUUGAAGGUUGAUUUCCAAUCUUUUCCUUGAGGAUUUUUUUUUAACCUAAUUGACACUGAGGUUGGCUCAUUCUUUGAGCCCAGUAGAGCAGAAUUUUCUAAAUACAGUAUGUGAAGGUAGAGGUAAAGUAUUAAGGGCUUUUGCAAUAAGAAUUUUAUCGUUUUGUGUCAAAUGUCAACUGUACAGCUUUGGAGAUAUGGCAAAUGUCAGUCCAAUUGCCAAAAAAGACAACUCGUUGAGAUUUGUAGUGCUGUGUUCUUGAAAAGACAAAAUAUGUGUUGUACAUUGUAAAAAGAAGUUUCAUCUGCGUUACUGGAAGACGACUUUCACGCAUUCUGUUUUUCAUUUUAUUAAAAAACUCAAAUGUUUUGUAUAAAACAGACCGUAGGUAAGAUUACUCUGGCGGUGACACAAAUUGUGAAUAAUAAUUGUAUCCAUGUAAGUUCUGUCACUGAGUUCCAUCGCAAGCCUCGCCUUCAGUAGAGCCUCGUCAUGACCUCCACCAGCUUCAGCUUCCCCUUGACACUACUCUAAUUGCCCAACAUCUGCAGGUCGGUAAUGGUCAUGGCUUGUUUUGCAUAUGCUCAUUUUUUUUUAAUCAGAGCAACAAGAUUACCUAAUCAGACAAUUCAAAAAGUAAGUUUUGUGAAAAAUGUUAGUUACUAUAAAUUUUGUAAUUGUUCAGUGUUGUGGGUUGCAGCAGGUCAGCCCUGGUGAGAAGCUUGCAGGAAGGCGAGGCUGAGGGAGCGAGGCAUUAGACAACAUAACUUUGUGUUUGACAAGAAACUAUAAAGACGUAUUUUUGUAAGUAAAUAAAGAAAAAAGCAAUUGCCAAA
Cherax quadricarinatus is the source of this 4512-nucleotide messenger RNA. Its product is annotated as serine/threonine-protein kinase pim-1. Gene Ontology annotation, cellular component: cytoplasm. Gene Ontology annotation, biological process: negative regulation of apoptotic process; protein autophosphorylation. Lineage: Eukaryota; Metazoa; Arthropoda; Malacostraca; Decapoda; Parastacidae. The record is from RefSeq and is a predicted model, not a curated record. Gene Ontology annotation, molecular function: protein serine/threonine kinase activity; ATP binding.